Molecule: messenger RNA, 2335 nt
Organism: Dichomitus squalens LYAD-421 SS1
Lineage: Eukaryota; Fungi; Basidiomycota; Agaricomycetes; Polyporales; Polyporaceae
Exons: 2
Coding region: 7-2334 (775 amino acids)
Source: RefSeq, a predicted model, not a curated record
CCUUAAAUGACAUCGCCACAGAAAUCCUCUUCACUUGGUCCCUCAGUCCCUAGCCUCCAGGCAAAUUCUGACGCCCAGCCUCCUGCCGAGCACGGGGCAGCGACGCACCACGACUCUGAAGAUACCUCACGUGUCCCUCCCCGAUGGCUUCAGCCCACGGAGACUAGACAACCACUACCCGGCUCUGUGGGUCCGUGGGAGGCACUCGUAGCCUCAGAGGCCUACAACGCUCAGGGAUGGUCGACCAAUUUUGUCGUCACCACGCCCAAUGCAAAGUGGGUCCCCGAGAUUGCCGUCGCGCACAGCGAGAUUACAACCUUCGACGACGGCCGAUGGGGGCGCCACGAGUAUUCGCGUUGGCCUCAGCAAUUCACUCGGGACGCUUUCCACAUCCACUGCAUACCGGUGAAACCUCGACGCAAUGGCCCUCACGAUGUCCUGUGGCGCACGUUGUACCGACUGGACUGGAAGCCUUUCAGCUGCGGCGUUGUCGGUCUCGGCUUCCUCGACAAAGAGCUCGAGAAGCAGCUGGCGACUGAGGUGGAGGAUGCUAUCGAGCGUUUUCGGAAAUGCCCCUCUGACGACAAGGGCUGGAACGAGAUCGGCAAAUUCCUCGUCGUCUGUGUUCACCACGCCCUCGAUCGGCUCCGGAGUCUCCCUGCUGUCCCCGGUGUCAUCAUCUCUCUGGCUGCUCACGUACAACGUCUUACCUUGGAGCUCUACGGCCUCAUCGAGUGGCUGGAGAAAGUUCGCAUGAGGGUCAAGGAGCAGGUCGACUGCCGACUUGCUGUCCUGGACGUCCUAGGGGCCUACACCUCUGAUCCGAGCGUUGCCCAGAUGCUCCACCGUGCUGGUGUCCCUGUGUGGCUACUGCAGCCAUAUGGCGAUCAUUUAGUCAUCUAUCAGACAGUAGUGCCUCGCGACAUUCCCCCCGAUUUCUCGAAGAGACCGUCAUAUCCCCGUCUUGUUCUUGCCAAGCGCGACCUUUCCGGUGCCCUCAAUUUGCCGGGAGAGUGGCGGCGGGCGAUGACGACGGUGGUCAGACGUCAACUGUGUGACUCCCGGCUCCCUGAGCUUCUCGAGGACGAAGGGAACGGCACUCUGCCACCGGCCAAACGUUUACGAGAAGGUGCCACUUUUCUCAACGAGGAUAGCGCGACGGUGGGACCCGCCGCCCCCAAUUUCGUGUUGCAGAACUCUCGGGAUGCCAGAGCGCUCGGACACGAUCUCCCUGCCGCACCAUCUCAGUCGUCUCAGUCCGCGUCUGGCUCUUCACCCAAGCAACCGUCAAGGCGCAGUCGAGCAAGAUACGCCAAGAGGGCUGCGGCCGCCGCUACGGUUGGGGACAAUCCUACUGGCCCUCCUCAGGCGGCAAGUUUCGUCAUGAACCCCUUCCGACAGUUUUACCCCUCGCAGAACGUCCUCAUACCGCCUGCAUGGGCUACUGCACUCUCCAAGAUCAGCCCGCUCCCCCAGCCACGCGCAUCCGUCAGAUAUUUCUUUGCUCCGCCUUGGCUACUGGAUGCCCUAGUCGGUUUUGAGACCAAUCCUGCGAAGACGGCGAGAUAUCUCCACCAGUGGAUCUCGAUACGUCCUUUCUGUCGGGUUCGACUUUUUGACAAGACGGUGGCCGGGCGGCCACUAACAGUCUCCGAGUGGCGCGACGCGCUAUGGGGCGACUACGACGUCAAUGAGGGAGCGGAGGACAACUCCCGUCCAUCUAUCGGCCGCGCCAAAGUUCGUCACGAGCGUCAGGCGAACAUACGUCGUCUCUUCGGCAAGGCUCAGUCGCUACCAUCGUACCGCGUAGAAGCCCAACCUCUAUUCGGCAAUUCGGCGAUCUCGUACGACUCGGCAUUGUCCGAUCAUGGAGUUCAGCGCCGUGUGGUUUGGGAGGCACAUGAAACCAACUGGCGUUGCGAACUGCUCGCCCUGGAUGCAUUGAUGACGGGAUCAAAUGAGUGGUCCGAGCUCCUCCGUUGGAUGCGAGAGUCGCUCGUCUCGCAGGUCUGGGGUUCGGGUACAUCGGGUUUGGACGUCGUCCCGCCGUUGGACGGUGAAGAGCGACCACCGACGUUCUGUUGGCUCGCACCCCCCGAAGAAGGUUGGGAAUCUUCUAGACCCUACCUAUGCGCCUUCGUCGAAAUGCUUGAACGUUGGCCUGGAUGCCCCCCGACACUGCAAGGUACUCAUGAACGACUGCUCGGGUGCAACGCGGAUGAGUUCAGUCGUAUCUUGAAUUUUGCUGCUGAGUUUUACACCCGUACCUUCGUCAGCAAGUAUGAUCGUCUUCCCACCAUCCCCGUGCGUGUUUCGCUUCCCCCCACCACAUGAU